Paramecium tetraurelia is the source of this 377-nucleotide messenger RNA. RefSeq lists its product as uncharacterized. The transcript is spliced from 2 exons. The record is from RefSeq and is a predicted model, not a curated record. Lineage: Eukaryota; Ciliophora; Oligohymenophorea; Peniculida; Parameciidae.
AUGAAAAAAUUCUUAAUUUUUUUGAUACUAAUUGUUUUGUGUUUAUCAAAGGCAGGGGAUUGUACAAAUGCCUAUUGUGGAUCUCAACUAAAAGCUUGUAAAGGCGGAGGAAAUUGUGAUUAAACUGCUGCAAAAUGUGCUAAUCAAUUUAAAUAAUAUGUUCAUCGAGCAUAAAAAUCUGGGUAAUAUAAGGGAACAGAAGCUGGCUAUCAAGAUUUUACCUAUUGUAUGAGUACAAAUUCAGCAGCUAAAAGUUUAAAUAGUUGCAGUAAGUAAUAUUGCAGCAAAGUACUUUAUGAGGAGAGUAUUAGAAUAGAUGAGAUUAUUUAGUCAUUUUGAUUAUUAUUUCGUUUUUAUUAUGAAAAAUAUCAUCAUUA